Molecule: messenger RNA, 1440 nt
Organism: Thalassophryne amazonica
Lineage: Eukaryota; Metazoa; Chordata; Actinopteri; Batrachoidiformes; Batrachoididae
Exons: 5
Coding region: 19-1257 (412 amino acids)
Biological process (GO): anterograde axonal transport
Cellular component (GO): mitochondrion
Source: RefSeq, a predicted model, not a curated record
AGACUCAGACCCGAAAACAUGCUGUGCAGGCGGGCGUGGCACAGGCUCGGACCCCUGCUCCGGACAACUUACACAUCCAGAAAAUCUCAGGGGCGACAUGCGUCCUUUGGGGUUCCUGGUGGAUCCACAAACCUGACGUAUUAUGUUCUGUGUGGAGGAAGCCUCACCGCUGCGAUGGUCUAUGCCUACAAGACCAUCACUGCUGAUAGUGAGAGUUUUGAGGACGGACACACCAGCAUGUCCUCCAAAAGAAAAACAGCUCUUUUAGCACCUGAGGCAAUAACUGCAGCGGCUGAACGUGUCAGCGUGGAAGAGGUGGUGACAGCCGCUGAGGUCAACGCUGAGUCUGUCUCUGCUCCCGCGGUGUCAGAAAACGCUGUCACGGCGGGCGAACAAACAGCGGCACUGAUGGCUGAGGUGGCUGCAGACAUCGAGGCUGUCGGAGAGACGCCUCCACUUACUGCUGCUGUUGCCACGGAUGUCGCUGCUGUGGAGGAGACACCAGCAGAGGACGCCACCACAGAGAGUGCCGGAAUGGUUCCAGAUCUGCUGACAUCUGUUAAGAUGCUGGUUGGCCCUCCAGUUGAGAUUGCUGCAGCUUCUGUUGGGGAGGCGAGCAUGAUGACAACUGUCCAGCAAAUUACAAGUGAUGGUAUGGGGUUAGAUUCCACAGUGGAGAUCCAGGGACCGGGUGUCCCAGACUCAAGUCCAGAAGUGGUUGCUGAAGAGGUGUCAGAGGCAACAGCUUUUGUCGUGAAUGUGGAGGAGCUGAAGUCCACAGAGGUUUCUAGUGGCUCCACUGAAGAAGCUCCAGUUGCAUCAGAAGCCACUGAAGAGGAGGAAUCUGCUCCAGCUUCAGCUGAGGAGGACAAGCUAUUGGUUGAAGUUGAGAGGCUGGUAGCUGCCACAGAGGAAAGCACAUCUGCUGAGGAGGUCAGUGCCGAGGUGCUAAAUGCUGCUGAUGAAGCUGUGUGGUCAGAUCACACGCUUGAUGUUGAGACAACAGUGGAGGAAGCAGCAGAUGAAGCUUCAGCAGAAGGUCCAGAUAAGGUAGCAUCAGUUAAGGAAGCAGGAUCUACAUUAGAGUCUACUGAGGCUGUGGACUGCCACUGCUGUCCUCCACCACCAGGAGUGGAGGUGGUGCCACCUGCUGUCCAUGAAAGAGAGGUCCAUGUCCAUCUGCUCAGUGAGGGAGCUGAAGAUUCAGCAGAUGAUUCCCAGGAUGAGACCACGUGCACUGUCAGUGAAAGGGUUUAAUACACUCGCUUACAUGUGCAGAGCACGACUGGUAGUUGGAGACCACAGACCGAUUCCUGCAACAAAACAUCAAUCAGGACAACUCUAAUACAACAUGUGAUGCAAUAUUGUCGACGUGUGUUAAUGUAGAAAUGUUGUUCAUUCAAACUAACGAAGAUAUGAAACAAGUAGAAGAAUGACAAC